UGAGCUGCUGUGGACCAAGGUCACGCUACAAGCUUUAGCAACCGAAGACGAAGUUGAAUCAUUCUACGCGGUAAAUGUUUUAAACCGAAUUGAAGUAUAAAACGGUGCGUUUAAUCUGUCUGGAAUUAUGUUGCAACUUAUCGUUUCUAUAACGAUGCACUAUCAAAUACAGAGUCUACAUAACUCUGAGUGGAAGAUGAUAAAAUAUAUGAAUGGAAGACGUACAGGUGCAACAAACCAUGUCUCACUCCAGCAAUACAGGAAUACAAAUGUCACAGACUCCUGCUGCUGGCGAAGAGAUCGUCAUUUCAGGAAUUGCAGGCUGUUUCCCCGAAUCAGAAAAUGUGUAUCAGUUUCGAGAUAAUCUGUUUAACAAAGUGGAUAUGAUAACAGAUGAUGAUCGACGCUGGAGACUUGAUCACCCCGAGAUCCCUGCACGGACAGGGAAGCUGUACAAUCUCAAUAGGUUUGAUGCAUCAUUCUUUGGUAUUCACUACAAACAGGUCCAAACCAUGGACCCCCAGGGCCGCAUGCUACUGGAGAAAACUUAUGAGGCCAUUGUGGAUGCAGGUGUCAACCCCCGUCUCCUAAAGGGGCAGAAUACUGGGGUCUUUGUCGGCUCAUCUUUCAGCGAGUCAGAAAAAUGUAUGUUCUAUGAGAAGUUUCACGCGAGUGGGAUCGGUCUCAUAGGUUGCAGCCGAGCCAUGCUUGCCAACCGCAUCUCUUACUGGCUUGGAGUACAUGGACCCAGUUACAUGUUGGAUUCAGCGUGUUCGUCGUCUUUGUACGCAAUUGAACACGCGUACAAAGCCAUCCAGGAUGGGCAAUGUGACUCUGCUAUUGUAGGGAGCUGCAACCUUUGUCUUCAUCCCUACAUAUCUCUCAUGUUCACUCGUCUUGGCGUACUCAGUCCUGAUGGCUCAUCGAAGGUCUUUGACAGAGAUGCUAAUGGCUGUGUGCGGAGUGAGGCCAUCUGUGUGAUGUUCCUGCAGAAGGCUCGUGAUGCAAAGCGUGUAUAUGCCACAGUGGUGCAUGCGAAGACCAACAGCGACGGCUUUAAGGAUAGGGGCAUCACAUAUCCGUCUCGAGAUAUGAAGAAGAAGUUAAUGGAGGAGUUUUAUGAGGAGUGUGGCGUUAGUCCCACAUCUUUGGAUUUCAUUGAAGCACAUGGAACUGGGACUAAGGUUGGAGAUUUUGAGGAACUGAAUGUUGUGGAUGAAGUGUUUUGUAAAGGAAGACAGACACCACUCCUGAUAGGAUCAGUCAAGUCUAACAUGGGGCAUGCUGAUCCGGUGUCUGGACUGUGUUCUGUUACGAAGGUCAUCAUUGCAAUGGAGAAUGAAAUCAUUCCACCAAACCUGAACUAUUCCAACCCUAGGCAAGAUGUCGAGGGACUGAUUGCCGGGCGGCUCAAGGUUGUGACUGAGAAUUUGCCCUGGAAUGGCGGCCUUGUGGGCGUCAACUCAUUUGGAUUCGGUGGGGCAAAUGCCCACGUUCUGCUGCAGUGGCAUGAGAAGAAGAAGGUAGAUGGUGGGGCUCCUACUGACUCCAUUCCUCGACUUAUUGUCGUGUCUGGGCGCACAGAAGAGGCAGUUGAUAUCAUCCUUACUAAUUUUGAGUCGCAGCCAGUGGAUGCGGAAUUUGUGAGCCUGAUGCAUGAUUUGCAGUCUCUGGAAAUUGCUGGCCACACGUACCGUGGGUACUCGCUUCUCACUCAUAAUGAAAGGACGGUGAGAAGUAUUAAGUUCUAUCCAGGAAGCAAACGACCUGUCUGGUUCGUGUUUACUGGGAUGGGUUCGCAAUGGCCAGGUAUGGGGAAAUCUCUCCUCAAACUGCCUGUUUUUGCAGCGGCCAUUGAGAAGUGCCAGCGAGCUCUGAAGCCUUGCGGUGUGGAUGUUCUCAAUAUCAUCACGUCUGAUGACCAGGGAAUCUUCGAUAAUAUUCUCAAUUGCUUCGUGGGCAUUGCAGCCUGCCAGAUAGGGCUGGUGGACAUCAUGAGAUCAGUGGGCAUUGAGGCCGAUGGCAUUGUGGGCCACUCAGUGGGGGAGCUGGGCUGCGCUUACAUGGACGGCUGCUUCACGGCAGAGCAGAUGGUGCUGGCGGCAUACUUCCGUGGUCUUGCAUCCCUGGAAACAGAACUCAUCAAUGGUUUGAUGGCUGCUGUUGGUUUGGGAGCUGAGGAGGCCAAGAAACUGUGUCCUCCUGAUAUCGAGGUGGCGUGCCAUAAUGGAUCUAGCUUCUGCACACUAUCAGGACCAGCUGAGUCCAUGAAGAAGUUUGUAAAAACACUGCAGCAGCAGGGUGUGUUUGCAAAAGAGGUGAACUGCGCCAAUAUUGCAUACCACAGCAGAUACAUAUCCUCAGCUGGGCCUCUCCUGCUCAAAUAUUUGAAACAGCUGAUCCCGCACCCAAAGCCUCGGUCUUCUCGCUGGGUGAGUUCCUCAGUGCCAGAGAAUGAAUGGAACUCUCCAUCAGCAACACACUCAUCAGCCGAGUACCACACCAACAACCUGCUCAGCGCAGUGCUUUUCGAAGAGGCGUCGCGACACAUCCCACAUAACGCCAUCACCAUCGAGAUUGCUCCACAUGGUCUCCUGCAGGCCAUCUUGAAACGAUCUCUCAACAAAGGCAUCACCAAUAUUGCCAUUACACGGCGAGGCCACCCUGACUGCACCGAGGUCCUCCUCACUGCUCUGGGAAAGUUGUUUGAGCUGGGAUUGCAGCCACAGUUAGCAAAAUUGUAUCCAUCCGUAGAAUAUCCAGUAAGCAGGGGAACCCCUAUGAUCUCACCACUGGUACGAUGGGAGCACUCUCAAGACUGGUUCGUCAUGAAAUACAUGGUUCAGGAAAAAGUAAAGUCCAGUGGUGAGCGAUCUGUGAGCAUCACUCUGGAUGAUAUGGAUAUGAAAUACUUGUCUGGACAUGUUAUUGAUGGAAGAAAUCUAUUUCCUGCCAUGGGUUACCUCGAGCUUGUCUGGGAGUCGAUUGGAAUUAUGAACAGUCAAGUACACACUGAAUUACCUGUUGUGUUUGAGGAUGUACAAUUUCACAGGGUUACCAACAUUCCCAAGGAAGGUAGCAUAGAAUUUGCUAUUAUGGUGCAGAAAGGAAGUGGAAAGUUUGAGGUGUCUGAAAAAGGUACUGCCAUUGUGAGUGGUACAGUGCGAAUACCUGAGAAUAUUUCUCAUGAAAUGGCUUCUCUGGAGUCAUAUGAGCCAAACAGUAUCAACAGUUGGCUUGAACUUUCAUCAGAUGACAUAUACAAGGAGUUACAACUGCGUGGGUACAACUACCAAGGGAUCUUCCGUAGCCUUGUUUCUUUGGACAACUUUGGACAAAAAGGAAAGAUCUCCUGGAGCAACAACUGGGUAGCAUUCAUGGACAGCAUGCUGCAGGUACAUUUGCUACAGGAUGAGAGUCGAAGUCUGCUCGUUCCAACGUCAAUCCAGAAGCUUACAAUAGAUGUGAAACGUCAUCCUGCAUUUCUCCAUGCAUUGGGCGAUGCGAGUGAGAAACUGGUUGCGCCAGUAUGUAUGUAUGAGAAGAUGGGCAUCAUCAGAUCAGGAGGUGUGGAAGUGCGAGGGCUCAAAGAAAGUGCCAUAACUCGGCGGAGGAAUGCGGGCAGGGCUGUGCUCGAGAAAUGUGUGUUCACACCCAAUGUGGAACCUGUGCGCCUUGAUUUGCACAGUGCACUGAGGGUGUGCACUCACAUCGCUCUGGAGAACAAGCCUGGUGCCCAUGUAAAGGUGGUGGAGCUGCACAACGAAGGCACUGCACUUCUGUCACCUGCCGUGGCCGCAAUCAUUGCAGAUCUUCCACUUAUAAAGGCAAAAAUAACAGUCCUGGCAAAGGCAAGUGACCGAUUGGAGGCAGACUUGAACAAGACGGGGAUCAAGGUCAAGGAGCACGAACUAGAGAACGAGCAGAACUGCACACUGGUAAUCGCUUCGAACAUCCUGCCCCAUGGACAACUGCUGCAGACCACUGUAAGUGCCCUGGCUGAUGGGGCCUGCAUCCUGACUCGUGAGAAACUGGAAACCAAGACCACGUUCACCAAUGGCGUCAGGCUCGAGGUUGUGUUUGAGAAGACUCUCAAGGAUGAGAAGUUGCUCUUGCUCAGGAAGGGAGUGGUCGUGGAAAAUCCAAUUGUGAUCCAUGUAACAACUCACAACUAUGAUUGGCUGCCGCAAGUACAGACUGCCAUCGGUAGUAACUCCAAACGUCACAUUAUUCUUGUAGCUCAGGGUGAACCACUCAGUGGCAUUGUGGGUCUUGUGAACUGUAUCCGCAAGGAGCCUGGAUGUGACUUUGUUAGGUGUUACUUUAUUCCUGAUACCUCAGCACCCCCAUUCGAUCUGAACUUACCAUUCUACCGGCAACAGCUGAGGAAAGAUCUGGCUGUUAAUGUAUACAUUGAUGGAAAGUGGGGGUCAUACAGACACCUCCCCCUGGACAGCUGUGCUACUGUCACUGUGCCACACGCCUAUGUGAACAUCAUGAGACGAGGAGAUCUCUCCAGUUUCCGGUGGUUGGAGGGAAAUCUGGACCCUGACAGCAUUCAGACAGAACGAAUUGAGGAACUGGUGCAUAUUUAUUACUCUGGUGUCAACUUCAAGGACGUGAUGACAGCAACAGAAAGGGUGACUUCGAAAGCUCCUAAGGGUCAGCUGGAUCUGGACAAUGUUCAAGGGUUUGAGUUCUCUGGGCGUGACCAGAAGGGGAGUCGUGUCAUGGGAAUGGUACCUCACGGGGCUCUAGCCUCUAUGCUGCUGGUGGACAAGGACUUGCUAUGGGAUGUACCCAAACACUGGACACUAGAAGAUGCAGCUACUGUGCCUCUUGCCUAUGGAACUGCUUACUAUGCACUGGUGAUUGUUGGUAACCUGAAGAAAGGUGAGUCGGUGCUGAUCCACUCAGGCAGUGGGGGCGUAGGCCAGGCAGCCAUCAAUAUCUGUCUACACACAGGAUGUACAGUGUAUACCACUGUUGGUACACAGGAGAAACGGGACUUCAUCAAAAAGCAGUUCCCGCAGUUAACUGACCACAAUAUUGGCAACUCUGAGGAUAGCUCUUUUGAGCAACUUGUCAGGUUGGAGACAUUUGGUAGAGGUGUGGAUCUUGUUCUCAACUCCCUUGCUGAGGAAAAGCUGCAGGCCUCGGUACGCUGCCUUGCCCCUCGAGGACGAUUUCUGGAAAUUGGAAAAUUUGACCUAGAGAAUAACAACCUCCUUGGCAUGGAGGUGUUCCUGAAGGAGACAAGUUUCCAUGGAGUUAUGUUAGAUGAACUGUUCACUGCAUCCUCUGAGUUUAAGAAGAAAUUAUGUGACAUCAUGACUGAAGGCAUAGCUUCAGGGGCUGUACGACCGCUACCCAGGAUUGUGUUUCCCACCACUGAAGUGGAACAAGCACUCAGAUACGUGGCAGCAGGGAAACACAUUGGCAAAGUUUUGGUGCAUGUUCGACCAAAAGAAGACAAAAGAGUGUUUGUGCCAGUGCCGUGGCUCAUGCAGGCUUAUCCACGGUACUUCUGCAACCCCAGUUACGCUUACAUUAUUACAGGUGGUCUGGAAGACAUUGGUCUGGAGUUGGCUGACUGGCUGGUGUCACGAGGCGCUCGUAAACUGGUACUAACAUCUCGUGAUGGCAUCAAGACUGGUUACCAGAGUUUACGUGUGAGAAUAUGGCGUAGCUAUGGCGCGACAGUUGUCAUCUCUCCAGCUGACAUUACCACAAAAAGUGGUGUAAGAGCUCUGCUGUCACAUGCAAACAAGCUGGGGCAAGUUGAUGCUAUAUUCAACCUGGCUGUGGUGCUGCGAGACAAACUCUUGGAGAACCAGACUGAGGCAGACUUUGCUGCUUCUGCAGGACCCAAGGCACUUGCAACGCAUCACCUGGAUGCGCUGUCUCGCCAGAUGUGUCCACACCUGCGUCAUUUUGUGGUGUUCUCCAGUGUAUCGUGUGGGCGUGGUAAUGCUGGGCAGAUGAUCUACGGCAUGAACAACUCCGUCGUGGAGCGCGUCUGUGAGGCCCGUGUCAGAGAUGGGUUACCAGGUCUUGCUGUACAGUGGGGCGGUGUUGGGGAUGUGGGGUUGGUUGCAGAGAUGCAGAAGGAACAGCAAGUUAUUCAAACAGGAGGCACACCAGCACAGAAGAUUUCAUCCUAUCUCGAAAUGCUUGAUGUAUUCCUGAGGCAGCCGUGCCCUGUAGUCGCGAGCACGGCUGUAGCUGACAAAUCUGCAGGGACUGGUGGAUCUGGCGAUGUAGUAUCUUGUAUUGCCAGUAUCAUUGGUAUCCCUGAUGUGAAGACCAUUUGUCUGAACUCCACAUUGGCAGAGCUGGGGUUGGACACCAUGACAGCUGUGGCGAUAAAGCAGACGCUGGAGCAAGAGUUUGAAUUAUAUCUCACACCUCAGGAAAUCCGUAACCUGACUUUCUCACAUCUUGAGGAGCUGUCUGCAAGCAAGCAGCAAAAUGGGGAGGAACAGCAUCCGUUAGAAGCUGCAUCUCGUGAUGAUGAAGAUCUUGAAGGACAGCAUUUGUUGCUGCGUUUGAUAGGAGAUGAGCCAUCUGCAUCGUUGCCUGUUGUGCGUCUGCCAUCGGCAACUGGAAUCGGGACGGACGUAGAAGAUGAGGUGAAGGCUGGGCCAGUGCUCUUCAUGUUGCCUGGUGUCGAAGGUGUACCAAACAUCUUGAAACCUCUGGCCAAGAAUCUCAAAUACCAGACAAUAUGCCUGCAGCUCGACUACAGUGACCUGGGACACACAAUUGACCACAUGGCAGAGACCCUCCUGCCACACAUACAAAGUCGGCUAGCUCCACGUGCUCCUUUCACUCUGCUGGGCUACUCAUUUGGUGGCCUGCUGGCACUGGAACUGGCACUUAAACUUGAGGCGGAGGGGCGGGAGGGGAAGCUAUACCUACUGGACAGUUCUCCAGACUUCAUGAAGGUGCUGCUGGAACAAAGUGUUUGUAGCAGUGAGGAUCAGUUUGAGAUCAGUGUCUUAUGCUCUGCUUUCAACCUUAUUGCACCAUGCGAAACCUCGUCAGCAGCUCUCAGCAAGUUGGUUCAGGAGCUGACACCUCUGAAGAGCUUGGAUGAGAAGUUAGAUUACUUCUUCACUAAACUUCCUGUGUUGAAAAACAGUGCACAGAACUACAGAGCUGUUGGUGUCUCAUUCUUGAGCUGUUUUAAGGCCAUGUCAAGCUAUGAGUGGGACCCCAGGAAGACUGUAAAAUCUCAUGUCACCCUUCUGAGGUCUAGUACAUUUACACUAAAAACAGAGGAAGAUUAUGGACUCUCAAAGUGUUGUGAGAAAAAGGUGGAGGUACAUUCUGUGACUGGGAACCACUUGACAAUGCUGGAAAGCUAUGAUGCCGCCGUGAUUAUCAACAGGCAGGUGACACAUUCUGAGGCACUUAAAUUCAAAAACAGCCUUAGUGAGCAGAACACACUGUGUUAAAGUAAUUUAUGUCCACAGCAUUCCACAUCGCUACUGUCAAAAUAAUGUCUGAAUUGUUUUGAUAUCUGAAACUCUUUCUGUGUGGAUUGUGGCUCUAGAGUUUCUGCACGUGCCUUGUGAUUGGAAAUUGAAAAUUAGCUGGCCCAUUAGAUAAACAGCAUAACUUAGAUUGUCAUGACAUCCAAGGAAAUUCUGGAACAGACAUUUGUCACAUUAAAAAUGUAAUUUUUGGUGUUGGUAGUUAAUAUCUGUUAUAUGCUGUAAGGUUUUAACACGUAUUUUCCAUUCUACUAUAUGUAUAGCAUUGCUGAAUUUACUUACAUAUUUGCUUAUUUUUAUUAGCAGUGCACUUGCAGUAUUGAUCUUAAAACCACAGUCUUUAUAUAGAACACUUGAUAUAUAUUCACAGCCAUACUGCCAGUUGCUAGUAGCUAAAUGUGUGUUUUGAAAUAAACAAUUGAUAUGUUUUCUGUUGCAUUUAACUAGUGGGCAUAUUAGUCCACCAGCUUGCAUUCAAGGGGUAUCUGGUUCAAAUCAUCUGUAUGGUAUUUGUUCUGGCUAAUGUUUUGUGUCUUAAUUCAUAUAUCAUCGUAAAUGCUAAGAUGGGUCCUUUGAAAUGGGCCAGUACUACUGCUUCUUCAGACUCUUCCAGUAUACUAUGUGUAAGUGCCCAUUUAUCUCACCUAUUCUUCAUAACCUUAUUUAUGAUGUAUUGUCAUUAAAUAACAGCCCAAACAACCAGUGGUUAGGUAAAGCUCCUGUGUGCCUAAUUUCCAUAUAAAAUAAUCAGUCAUAUAAUAUUACCAUACAAUAUUUCAUUAUUUAUGUAGUGCAAACUUAAUAUAUAAUUGGCAGGUGCUUGUUUGUUGUUUGUUUGUUUGUUUGCAAGGUUAGACUUUUAUGAAAACAUUUGUACAUGCAUUUUAAUAAGAUACUCUAUACAAGUGACUGUUGUUACAGAAACAGUUAUUAAAAUAACAAAUGAAUGUCAUCUCUGAAUAAAUGAGAAACAGAUGAGUGCCCUAAAUAUUCCUAUCGAUUAAACAAUGAAGGAAUAUUUUGUUACUAAACAGCAGAACAUCGUAAAAACAAAUUCCAGUGUCAGCUGUGAUUUUUAAGAUGGCUGUCUUCUGGGAUGUUGCACCAUGUAGGUAUUGAUUGACAUUUCAGAGGAACUUGCUACCAUUCAUUAGCCUCAUGAAGGAGGUAGUAAGCUCCUGAGAAAUAUCAGUAAGUAUAUAUCAGAUUAAAUGGUGCUACAUCUUAGAAGACAGCCAUCUUCAUACUUAUCACCACUAGACCCACUGAUCUCAACUGUGCAUUUGAAUGAACAUCAGAAAACUGAGCACAGUCUUUGAUAUAAUUUCUGUGAACUGACUACAAGUACAAGGUACAAUAAGGUGUAAUAAAAGCAAAGGUAAGCUCAGUAGUUGCUAACCAUUUUUCCUUGGUUUAUUUUCCUUUCAACUUUAAGCCAGUAACCUCAUUAACAUGGAGUUCAAAUUCCUGAACCGUUUUGUAUGAUUUAUAUACUUAAGUGCUAAACUUUUUAUGUCCCCUCCUGGCUCACAAUCUGGCCAACAAUUUUGAGAAAGUCACGCUCUGCUACUGAGUUUGUUCUGUAUAUUUUUUUUAGUGAGAGUAAAUUUACUAUGUUCAGUGAGUCGGCCAGAAAACAAAUGGAGAACUGCUAUCAAGUAUGUGCAGCUGUCCAUGUGCCAGUUUUAUGAUAUUUUUGCAUCCCUGCACUGCAAGAAACAACAAUCCCCUACCAGAGUUAAUAAUAAUAAUAAUAAAAUAUUGUCUUAAAAGGUAUGCCACAUGUGUGUGUGUGCCAAUUCUGACAUAACCAAACUUAGAAUAAGUUUUCUCCUUCAUUUAGGCACAAAAUGGGUUCUGAUCUAUGAUUCCUCAGUUGAAUAUGAUAUACAGGAAUUCCUUGUAGUAAUGUAAGAACAGUGCACAACAACAACAGGAGUUUCCACCCAGGAUUACUCAUCCAGAGGUGUAUUUGAGGUUAUGAAUAACUUGCAAGCUGCAGGCACAUCUGCUGUCUGGGUAGGUAGUUUGUACACAAGCUAAGCAUGUACAUUAUAUGCUCUUCUAUACAGCAGUGAAUAUAUGAUUAUGUUGAAACGUUUUGUGGAAAUAGAUGUAAUUUGUCUUAAAUACACAAGGGAAAUGUAAGCCAAGGAAUGUUGUUUGUUAUGGAAGUUGGUGGUUGCCCUACACUCUGCCAUUUCCAUUCUCAGCUAUGGACCAAUUAAUCCUUGUCUUUUCUGUUUGAAUUAUGAUUUUGUUGGUAUGUUGUACAGCUCACAGCCAAAUAUAUUUCAAUUCCUUUCUUUUUAA
Messenger RNA from Zootermopsis nevadensis, 9812 nucleotides. Lineage: Eukaryota; Metazoa; Arthropoda; Insecta; Blattodea; Termopsidae. The record is from RefSeq and is a predicted model, not a curated record.